Scomber japonicus (chub mackerel) is the source of this 3636-nucleotide messenger RNA. It is a transcript of the gene rnf103, whose product is annotated as ring finger protein 103. Gene Ontology annotation, biological process: protein ubiquitination. The transcript has 7 exons. Gene Ontology annotation, molecular function: ubiquitin-protein transferase activity. The record is from RefSeq and is a predicted model, not a curated record. The coding region runs from base 431 to 2548 and encodes 705 amino acids. NCBI's taxonomy places the organism in Eukaryota, Metazoa, Chordata, Actinopteri, Scombriformes, Scombridae. Gene Ontology annotation, cellular component: endoplasmic reticulum.
UGUACACCAGCUGAUCGGGAAACAAAGUCGUCUUGUCGUUUUUCUAGUAUUGUGAGGAUCUGGAAGCUCGGCAGCAGUCCGGCUCACCUCAGGACCAGAACGCGCUACUGGCUUCGCGGGGAAACUGCAGCGCGUGCAGCUGACACGUGAGCUUUUUGGAGGCCUGUUUGUUUUGGUUUAUACAUCACUAAGGCCUACCUGCUGCUAAGCUAACAGCUAGCUGUCACAGCUAGCAGGGUUGAUGCUUUAGAGACUGCGGGUCACAGAACAAACGAUGAAGCAGUGACGUAUGUACAGUGAGUGUAUGAAGCUGAUAUCCUCCAUGCUUUACACUGUCUGUCUGUCAGUCAGUCUGUCAGUCUGUCCACUCAUCACAUCCACCGCCUGAGAGACAAGCCUUCAGCCAGCAGCGCUUUACUCCACUUACAAGAUGUGGUUGAAACUGUUCUUCUUGCUGCUGUAUUUCAUACUGUUAUUCAUGGUAGCCAGGAUCUUUGAAGCGGUGGUUUGGUAUGAGACUGGUAUGUUUGCUACUCAGCUUGUGGAUCCAGUUACUCUCAGUUAUAAGAAGUUGAAGACCAUCCUGGAGUGUCGGGGGCUGGGAUACUCUGGACUGGCUCAGAAGAAGGAUGUGAGCGAGCUGGUAGAGAAAUCAGGAGAGCUGACACAGGGGGAGCUGUACUCAGCCAUCAAGAAGGAGAAGGAACAGACAGAGGCAGGAGACGGCAGCACCACACACUUCAGUGCAGAGAUGCACUUCUAUGAAUUAGUGGAGGAUACUAAAGAUGGGAUCUGGUUGGUUCAGGUCAUUGCUCAGGACCGAGAAGCUCUGCUCAGUCAGUCCAACUGGGGGAAGAUGGUGCAGAAAGUGUCUCAGUUUGGAAUCAGAACAGGAACGUUUAACUGCUCUAAUGACUACAGGUCAUGUAUCAAGCGUGGCUGGCAGCGCUCCACUCUCAUCAUGUCUGUUCCUCAGACUUCAGCGUCAAAGGGCAAAGUCAUGCUCAAAGAAUACAAUGGCCGUCGCAUCGAAACGGAGCACAUCUUCCGCUGGAUGACUUCACACGUGGCUCAUCGCAUCAAAACUCUGCAUCACUCUGAGCAGCUGGUGGAGGAGUGGCGCUCUGAUCCAUCCCACCCAGUCAAGAUGUUUCUGUUCGCCCGUCUGUCCCAGCCGCCUGCCUUCUUCUCCUCACUCUCCGUCAAAUUCACGGGCAGGAUCGAGUUCAUCUUUGUCGAUAUACGGCACUGGGACAACCACAGCAGCCUGGCAGAAAUCGGUGUGACACAGAGCCCCGCUUACAUCCUCAAGAUGCCUGAAGGCAUUUAUCACUAUGGCAACAGUACGGGGGAGUUCCUGUCCCUGGCUGCCAUGGAUACCUUCCUGCGGUCAGUCCAGCCAGAGGUUAAUGACCUGUUUGUCCUCAGUCUGGUCCUGAUCAACCUGCUGGCCUGGAUGGACCUCUUCAUAACACAGGGGGCAACAGUCAAACGAUUUGUAGUUCUGAUCCGAACACUUGGAACCUACAACUCCAUACUGCUGGUGUCCUGGCUUCCUGUUCUGGCUCUCCUCCAGCUACCCUAUCUGGACAGUCUGUACGGUUACAGUCUGAAGCUGCUUCGCUAUGCUGACACCACCACACUAGCCAGCCUGGUGAGAGCUGACUGGACCUUCUACUCGUCCCACCCGGCUCUCUUCCUGUCUACCUACCUGGCUCACGGCCUGCUGAUCGACUAUUUUGAGAAGAAACGCCGCUGUGGCAUCAGAAGCCAAGAAGACAGCACCACCAACCUGGAGUGGCUGGCCAGUCUAUGGGACUGGUACACUUCCUAUCUGCUUCAUCCAAUCGCAUCAUUGCAGCAGGUCCCGUCUGACCAAUCAGACUGGGAGGAUGAUCCCAACUUUUUCUUUGAGCGCUUGGCUUUUCCUGAUCUCUGGCUUCGUCCUUUAGUAAACAUGGACUACAUUAAAGACUUGCCCACCUGGAGGUUCAGAGCUGUUGGUCAGCACAGAGGGGAGGGGUCCGGUGGGGAGCUGGAAGAAACAGAUAGUUCACACUCAGACACAGAGAGCAUGGAGCAGAGUGGUGGCCCCCCUGUGAGUCCCAGCAAACCUCCACAUAGCAGCAGAAACCACAAGCAAUCAUCAUCCAGUCAGGACAGCAACACACUCUCUGUGUGCAACAUGGACCCCAGCAUUGACAGCAGCUGUCACUGUGCAUCAUCCCUCUGCUGUUGUCAUGGGAACGUAGGCUUACCAUCAGCUGACAGACCACCAGAAGGUAUCUCCAAUCAUCAGCACUGCGAUUGGUCAGUGUGGCCGUGUGACAUGCUGCGGUGCUCAGAGUGUGUGGUGUGUCUGGAGAACUUUGUGAGUGAGGAGCUGCUGAUGGGUCUGCCCUGUGGUCACGCCUUCCACCAGCAGUGCAUUGUGGUUUGGCUGGCAGCAGGCAGAAACUGCUGCCCAGUGUGUCGCUGGCCCAGCUACAAAAAGAAACAGCAGCGAGCUCCACAGAGCAGCCCUGCUAAGAACACACUACUGGACUGAUGAACAGGUGGAACUGUGUUAUCAUCACUGCUUGCAUGGGGUGAAGUUGGGACUGGGGAGGAAUUAAGAAGAAAACAUUGUUUGUUAGUGUGGUCACGGUUGCUGUUGUCAUGACCCAUCAAUCAGCUUGUUUCCAUUCCUGUUGAAGGCAAUGUGCUGGCCAUCAUGGCAGACAGAUGACACUAUGAGAGCUAAGCCACCAUGGCUUCUCAUUUACACAGUACACGUAGGUUUAGUCACAGUAAACUUUGUAGUGCAAUAAAAACAUAUUUCUAGUUGUGCUUUUUGGCCACAUUUACCAGAGAUCAGCUGUUUGAAGGGGAUGACUGACACUGAGAGUAAAGUGGAGUCUGUUUAAAGCCCCAAUCAUCCCAGAAACCAUCAGUGUGACUUAUUUCACUUGGCAAGGCUGUAGGCUACUGAAGAUAACUACACCAAACAUACAUGAACUCUUAUCUACUCUCUAUCAUGACUGAUCUCCAUGCUAUAUGUGUUUGCAUUUUGUUAGAGUAGAAGUAGAACAUUUCUGGAUAGCUGCUUUUUGGAAACUUCUUAACUGGUCAACACAUGAAAGCUGUUUCUGCCAGUACAACAGUACAGUUCAAAUGAAUGAGCUGGGUGUGUAAUAUGGUGGUAUACAUUUUACUUCUGACACACUGAUAACUCUUCAGAAUCUUCAUUUCUGCAUGACUUCAAAGAGAAUUUGCUUAAAACAGUCUUGUCAACAGUUUCUACCUGAAUUCUGCCAAAUCACAUUAUAUCACACUUUUUCUGUCCUGAAUUCUGAUGUUUCUCACCACAGCCUCCAGGUUCUAACCAACAGGAGUGAUGUACGCUGAACCACAGAGCUCUACAGGCUUCAGUCAGGAUGCCCACACUUGUACUUUAGAAACAUGCACACCACCUCUCACAUUAGAGGCUGCUUGCACACACUGAUAUGCUGCUGGAAUUGUAUGUAUUAAUAAAUAUUGGGCCUCUAGAGUUGAGAGGCUGAUGCAGAGUAGUGAUCAUCCCUCAUCCUAACCCAGCAAUGCCCAGACUGCCUUCAUCACAUUAGUAUUUAAUGUGUGACCAGAAUAGUAAACCAU